AUGUUGUUCUCAUCUGAAGGUACACUUAGUAUAGAUGUUUACUACAAAGAUACUUUUGUUCCUAAGCCUUUUAUUUACUUCUCACCUCAAAACACUUCUGUUACAAGGAUUGACUUACAAAACAUGGAGUUCAAUGACUUCAUUAUCUACCUCCGGAAUUUGAUAAAGGAUAAAUUUCAUGAAAUGUAUUAUUGUCUUCUAAAUCGGGCCAUAAUAGAUAGGUUAAGAGAGCUGAGAGACGAAGACUUUUAUGUGAGGUUUCUUGAUGUUGGAUAUAGUAAUGGUUGUAAAAUCGGUAUUUAUAUUGAUCAUUACCAUGAGACAAUUAUGGAAUGGAUUGAAGAAGAGAAAGUUGAAGAAGGGGACAGUGUUGGUGAUAUAUGUGAAGAUGAUGUGGACCUGGUCAUGUUAGAUGAUGUGUCAGUAAACCAUGAAGCUAACGAUGAGAUUAUUGAAAUUCCAAAAUAUGUUGAUCUUUUUUUGUCCCACAAAAAUCCUAUUUCAGAAGGAAGGGUAGAGGAUGAAGUUGAUGAUAAGGUGUCAUAA
Molecule: messenger RNA, 546 nt
Organism: Lactuca saligna
Lineage: Eukaryota; Viridiplantae; Streptophyta; Magnoliopsida; Asterales; Asteraceae
Source: the annotation of a GenBank genome assembly